GACACGGCAGCGUUGUACAGUGUGAGCAUGGCUGGUACUGAUACAGAGAGGAAACCUGUACUGGAGAUGGUCCAGGCAGAUGGUGCUGAUGACGGCUGUGUUACCUUUGUCCUGCAUGAAGAGGACCACACUCUGGGGAACUCUCUCAGACACAUGAUCAUGAAAAAUCCUGAUAUAGAGUUCUGUGGUUACAGCAUCACACAUCCAUCAGAAAGCAAGAUCAACUUCCGCAUCCAGACUCGAGGAGGACUUCCAGCAACUGAACCUCUGCGCAAAGGCUUGAACGAUCUUACAGACGUCUGUAAACACGUCCUGCACACGUUCGAGACACGGGUAUCAGAGUUUAAAGAAAAACAAGGCGAGGCCAUGGAUUAAUCAGAUUUGGAAGUAAGAAGCGGACGAUCACAUGGGCUUCAUUAGAUGUUGGACUGUUUGGGGGAAAACCCACCGUUCAUCAAAUGGCUCUCAGUUCCUGUUUAAAGUCUUCGGUGUUAGAGGAACUCAUCUGUACAGCACAUUGUCAAGCUUUAGAAACAGUUUUUUUACCGUUGUUAAUUACAUGUUUUUUUUCUCUGCGUGUAUUACAUUUUGCAUUUGUGAUGAA
This is a messenger RNA of Trichomycterus rosablanca, 604 nucleotides long. It is a transcript of the gene polr1d, whose product is annotated as RNA polymerase I and III subunit D. The transcript is spliced from 5 exons. Gene Ontology annotation, cellular component: RNA polymerase I complex; RNA polymerase III complex. The record is from RefSeq and is a predicted model, not a curated record. Gene Ontology annotation, biological process: DNA-templated transcription. The coding region runs from base 28 to 375 and encodes 115 amino acids. Gene Ontology annotation, molecular function: protein dimerization activity. NCBI's taxonomy places the organism in Eukaryota, Metazoa, Chordata, Actinopteri, Siluriformes, Trichomycteridae.